AUGACUGAUCAGCGUCUUCCCCGGGACUCUUACCUUGGACACGCAGGACGUCUUUCACUCAAGCCUGUAGAGCUUGUCACCAAGGCGGAGGAUUGCGUUUGGCGAUCUUCGCGGAACCAUUCACAAAAUGGACUCUCAAUCAAGCGGCUGAGCACGGCUGUCCCGUCCGGAACGCCCACAACGCAGCGCACAGCGCAAGAUGAACACUUGGACGCAUGGCAGGUCAGCAAAAGACAAGAAGGCUGGCUCCUGAAGAACCAUCCAGAGGCGCGAGUCGGAGAGACCGCACUUAUACAUCAGCUGCUCUCCGAUGUGAACAGUCCACGCAAUGGUUCCCAGAAGGACUCGGACUCGCUUUGCCUGGUCGCAGCCGGCGAGAUGAUGGACUUCACUGAGCCUUCUGUACCGAAACCCGUGUCGUACUUGGCCCAAGCCACUGGCGUAGGCAGGAACAUCAUUCGCCUUAUGACAUUUCGGCAAGAGCGUUGGCAGUGUUCGGCAGACGAGAACAUAUUCAUUCGUCCCAUGGACCUCGAGAUCGCGGCGUCGGUCGAGUAUUCCCGAGCAGUCGGCCCAGUGCGCUCUCUCAAAUGUGUUGUUGACUCGAAGCCAUAUGAUCCCCUGCGCAUACUGCUGGCGCAGUGGGACACCGAAACCAGGCUGUUCAUACCUGAGAUUGGGAAGGCAAGCUCCGACAUCGAGACUGGUCUCGAUUCUGUCGCCUCAAGGAUUACUCCAAACUGCGUAGUCAGUAUAUCCAGAGAAGAGACCGGUGGUGGUAAUCAUUGCGACGUCACUUUCAAUUCCGGCACCAAGUCGAAGCACCCCCAGCUGGCGAUCAUUGAUCACAAAGGGUUCUGGACGGUUUGGGACUUGCCCGGCUUACGGACCAGGGUGAAUCGGAGGUUGAAGCCGAGAAUUGCUCAUCGUGGCUCCGUCGAGCAGCAAGAAUCAAAGGAAGAGCAGCGUUUGCCCUCGUCUCAUUCUGAUUGGCAUUCUAUCGCAUGGGUCGGCCCCCCAGAUGGCAUUAUGGCUGGUUUCGACGACUCUGAUUAUGAAGAUGAACUCGAAAAAGCACCAUCUAUCCUCACACCGACGCCACAUUCAACGAGCUUGUUGUUGUGCAAUAGGAAGACAGUCAAGGUCUUUGACCUCAACAGACAGAGUUUCCUUCCCUCUCUCAACGUACUCAGCAGCGACCCGGCGGAUCAGAUUCUCGAAGUACAUGUGUCUUGCCACGACACUAGCUGUGUAUGCCUGCUCACGGCGCGGGCAGUCGUGGUUAUGCGCCUCACCAGCUCAGUUGGCCAUGACUUCACCAAGCCGGACAAGCGCUGCUUCAUUGUCAGCUCUAUACCUCACUUUCGAAGUCCCCUCAGCAACUCCACCCGCCUGUCUGUGACAGCAGGUCCCAGAAGCGAAGGCAAGAGGGCGCUCCUUCUCUUGCUGUAUUCGCGUGGUAGUGAAUGCAUGGAUGUCCUGUGUCUAAGGGUGGAAAAGCAAGACCAGCUGCGUAUCGACUGGCGCCGUGAAACCAUACCUUGUCUUCCUGGAGUCGAUUUGGCAUGGCUGCAGCCAGUGGCAGCAGAGUUCGGGGAUGAGAAGCCACAAGAGUCUUUCGGCCAAAGGGUCGCAACGGCCCAAGUCCGUUUUUAUCAGCUCAUGCAAGCUCGCGAGGACGACGACAUCCAGCAGUUGUUGUUGAUGGUCUCAGAAUCGCAGGUGGCGGGACUCGGCCCACCCGGCUUUGACAAGUUGAAAUCAGAACCACCACAAAUCAAGGAGACGACGAAGUCAGGCAGGCGCGUGGCGACACGCUUUGUCAUCCCAGAUGGCGAAAUGCAGCUCAUGGGUGCGGCAGACGUUGACCUCCACGAUUCGGACUCAAAAGGUUACUUCGAAGAGUUGUUGCCUUUGUCCAGAUUCUUGGGUUCCAUGGCCGAUCUCCUCGACAAGGCCAAAGAGCCAACUAUGGGCGGCAGGAUCGAGUCAAACCCGUUCGAUCCUGUGCACGGUCAAAUCGAGGACGCAGCGGCAGCGGGUAGUCUCCCUGCUACUUCGAUUCUUGAACUGGUCGAGAGCUUCGAUACGCCACCUGAUCUGCUAACAGCGGAUGACGACUGGGAAACAGAAAUGGAGCUGCUGAAGCGUGCAGACUCGCGGCUGAGAGUGUUCAGUUUACGGCGCCCGGAUCACAGUAUAGGGAAUUCAGCAACGCUUCAAGGACUCGUCGACAAGCUGCAAAAUCUCUUCAGUGUCCAACACUCAGCGAAGACCACCAGCGAUUCGACAGAUUACAGUGCACAAGAACCCCUUCGGAAAAUGGCGUGCGAUCUUUAUCUUGCUUCAACUGGACUCAUUCUUGGUGACACAGAGGAGCAAGACUCCGGGGAGAUCUCGGCUCUGCCGACUGACACGUCACAUCGGGGUUACCUAGUAGACAGUUCCAGCCAGCCGUCGAUUGAUAUUCCCUCCUCGCAGAUCGAACCAAGGCCAUCUCAGACCAUCACGAGCACGAGCGAGGAGGACCCUGCAAUGAAGCUGAUUAGGUCCUACACAGGAUCAGGCAGAUUCGUGCUCAACAAAGACACGGAGCUUCGUACAUUGUGGGAGCGCGGGACAGAUCCUCAUCAAUAUGUAUUUGACCUUGAUAAGGAGAAGGAGAUGACGGAGGGCAUGCAGCGUAGGGAGAAAAAGCUGGCUAGGGCCACCCGCAAACGGCAGCGAGCCGAUGCGUUGCUGCAGCUGCAGACCAGAGGGCAGAGCGACAGCCUGCCUGCUACUCAGCCGGCGCCGGAGAUCUCCUUUGUCCAGUCAAGUCCCGUCCGCCAGCACUCUUCGCAGAAUGUGUCGCAGGGCUUCUCCCAAGGGCUUUCACAGCCAGUGACGAUGUCCCAACCCAUAUCAGGGCCAUUUGCACAAAGACCGAAGAAGAAGGCGAAGCGGAAAGGCGGUUUCUAG
This is a messenger RNA of Microdochium trichocladiopsis, 2961 nucleotides long. RefSeq names its product RNA polymerase I-specific transcription-initiation factor-domain-containing protein. The transcript is spliced from 3 exons. The coding region runs from base 1 to 2961 and encodes 986 amino acids. Gene Ontology annotation, molecular function: RNA polymerase I general transcription initiation factor binding; RNA polymerase I transcription regulatory region sequence-specific DNA binding. Gene Ontology annotation, biological process: nucleolar large rRNA transcription by RNA polymerase I. NCBI's taxonomy places the organism in Eukaryota, Fungi, Ascomycota, Sordariomycetes, Xylariales, Microdochiaceae. Gene Ontology annotation, cellular component: RNA polymerase I core factor complex. The record is from RefSeq and is a predicted model, not a curated record.